AUGUUCGGCUCCUCCCGGGGCGGGGUCCGGGGGGGCCAGGACCAGUUCAGCUGGGAGGAUGUCAAGACGGACAAACAGCGUGAGAAUUACCUGGGGAACUCCCUGAUGGCGCCGGUGGGGCGGUGGCAGAAGGGCAAGGACCUCACCUGGUAUGCCAAGGGCAAGAAGGACACGGGCCCCCCGUUAUCCCGGGAGGAAGAGCUGGCUGCUGUCCGCCUGGCUGAGCAGGAGGCCAUGAUGGCAGCACUGGGCUACAAGAACUUGAAGAGGCAGCCCACGGGCGUCAGCAAAGAGGACCUGGCUGAGGUGUGCAAGAGGGACGGCGCCGAGCGGGACGAGAAGGACGUGGAUCGGGUGGUGGGUCUGGGCAGCUCCAGGUAAGGAGAGGAAAGGAUCCCAUACCAAUUUCAGGACAAUGUGUUUGA
Messenger RNA from Sturnus vulgaris (Common starling), 425 nucleotides. It is a transcript of the gene C1H1orf35, whose product is annotated as chromosome 1 C1orf35 homolog. The record is from RefSeq and is a predicted model, not a curated record. Lineage: Eukaryota; Metazoa; Chordata; Aves; Passeriformes; Sturnidae.